Rotaria sordida is the source of this 267-nucleotide messenger RNA. NCBI's taxonomy places the organism in Eukaryota, Metazoa, Rotifera, Eurotatoria, Philodinida, Philodinidae. The record is from the annotation of a GenBank genome assembly.
AUGGUUGAUUAUAAUUACUUUAAUCAUACAGGUAUAGAUGGAAGUAGUUCUGAGGAUCGCAUAGAACGUGAAAAAUAUUCGACAGAUUGUUUCAAUGGUGAAAAUAUUGCUGGCGGUACAGAUCCUGAAGACACAGUCAAUCGUUGGCUCAAAAGCGAAGGACAUUGUGCUAAUAUUAUGAACCCAGAUUCUAAGGCGAUUGGCAUUGGAUAUGCUGAAGGUGGUACUUAUGGAGGCUAUUCGACUCUAAAUUUUGGCGCGUGCUAA